This is a messenger RNA of Tricharina praecox, 969 nucleotides long. RefSeq lists its product as uncharacterized. NCBI's taxonomy places the organism in Eukaryota, Fungi, Ascomycota, Pezizomycetes, Pezizales, Pyronemataceae. Bases 1 to 969 code for a protein of 322 amino acids. The record is from RefSeq and is a predicted model, not a curated record. The transcript has a single exon.
AUGCAAUUCAUCUACGCCCUUCCUCUUGUCCUCCUCGGCCUCGGCCUCGGCCAGACCCAUGCUGCUCCCACCCCCGUCAUGCCUCACACUUCUGAGCCCUUCGCGCGCAGGAUCCUCGAGGACACCUCCGCCGCUACCACUGAGCUCGAUGACUCAAUUCGCGCCGCCCUCGAUAUCGCUGGGCAAAUCCCGGCCUUGAUCUCGGCCGACGAAAGCGGAUGGCUCACCAUCAAGGUUCCCGUUCCCGCCGCGAUCACCGCGAUUACCGAGCUCCCCAUCACGCCGCUCACCAUGGCUCCCAGCCCCGUCGCCGACGCGGAGACGCGCGCCGCAGCCCUGCAAGCCUUCACCACCGGCCCCAAGGGUAAGCUCUCCGUGAUCCCUCGCGCGCCGUACCCUUUCGAGGGCGCCGACGGCAGCAAAUUGAGAGCGGACUGGGUGAACGUCUUCCCAGACGGCAGGGAGGAAGCCGCAAUCGACACGAUUGUGCGGGAGAUGACGGAGAAGGAGGACGAGGGUGCGAAAACUGGUUACAACUUGAAGUCUAUAGAGAGGCAGAGGGCUAACAUUGAACCGUCGGUAGCAGGUAAGGCGCCCGCUCUCAUGAAGCGUGCCGACACCAACGAGGACUGGUACGCAGACUCCGGCUCGGCGCCGAUGAAGUUAGACGCGGAGUUCACCGACCUCGCGCCCCCAGGCGAUAAGUUCCAGCACGCGGCGACCGCCACCGAGUAUUACUACGGAUUCGUGGGCAAGGGGGGCCGUGCUAUGAAUCAACCUGAGAGACGGGCUGUCACUGUCACUCCCGUCCGCGAGAGUGUCACUAUCCUGGUCGGGCCUGGGGCCAUCACUGGGGGUAUGGAGGAGGUCCCUGUGGAUGAGGUCCCUGUAGAUGAGGAGCCCGUUAUGGAGCCUGCGGGAAAGAAGAUUGGGGGGAAGAUUGUGAGGGGCCGGAAGCCGCUUGCCUGA